This is a messenger RNA of Dendronephthya gigantea, 512 nucleotides long. Its product is annotated as NADH dehydrogenase [ubiquinone] 1 alpha subcomplex subunit 13-like. The transcript is spliced from 3 exons. Bases 5 to 385 code for a protein of 126 amino acids. The record is from RefSeq and is a predicted model, not a curated record. NCBI's taxonomy places the organism in Eukaryota, Metazoa, Cnidaria, Anthozoa, Malacalcyonacea, Nephtheidae.
CAAGAUGGCGGAAGCGUUCAAACAAGAAAUGCCUCCGAAAGGGGGCUAUGCAUCUAUAAAUAUUGCAAGAAAUUUAAAAACGAGAGGCCCGUCGGGUUUCCUGACUCUUGUUUUAGGAACUGGCAUGAUGCUGGGCGGAUUUCUUGUCGUAAAAUACGGGAAUAAUAAGAGAAGAACAUUAAAAAUGGAGCAGCAAGAAGCCAAAGUGUCUUUGAUUCCACUAAUACAAGCUGAACAGGACAGAAACUUAAUCAGACUAAUGAAAGAAAACAUGAAAACAGAAGAAGCCAUAAUGAAACAUGUUAAAGGCUGGAAAGCCGGAGAGAGUGUCUACCACACAAAGAGAUGGGUGGCACCUUACUCUACUGAACUAGAGGAACUUUAGAAACCUAGAACAUAUUCAUGUCUGAACACUUUAUAUCAACUGCGUUUGCUUUAUUGAUGGCGUAUAAACCUCGCUCUCUUUUUCAUCUUGUGUAAAAGUUUGGUGAAAUGAAUUUGUUUCAAUAUAA